AUGGAGAGGGUGAAUUUCAUCCCUACCCGUACCGGAGCUUUGGGUAUUCAAAUGGUUCGCACUCAGAUGGUGUGUGUUUAUUAUCUUCCCCUACCAAGAUCUUUUGAGUCCCCGGUACCACCUAUUGACGGGUAUGAAUAUCGAACCUGUAGUUCAAACGUAAUUGGGGAGUAUUUGCAGAAGAAGACUGUCCUUAUCAAUGGCUCAGUAAUCGAAGGUGAUCCCCCUCAAACUUGGGUUCCUACUGGCGAUGGUUUAUACAAAACUACAGGGCUAAACUUGGCGUUUUUACUAGACGACAAGGUGGCACGUGUGAUUGAACCGUUAAAUCUGGUUUCUGAGGAGUUAAGAGAUUAUGUCAGCGUUCAAUGUCUCAAUGAUCUGAUCCGAUGGAUGGCCGAUAAUUUUCAUGAAGAGCACCCUUUAGUAGUAAACGCUUUACGGGCCACCAUACUUCCCAAAGAUGACCCGGAUCGGUUUGUGGUUCAUGUUGGCUCAAGCAUCAACACAAUGAUCUAUUUGCAAUCCGUGUGUAAACAUAAACCAAGUUCGGAUCAGACCCACUCCCCCUCAGCGACAGACCCAGCAAGUGGUGGGAGUACCCGAGGAGAGAUAACCCCGACUUCUACAUCGUCUCUUGAUGACCCCAACUAUCAACCACCAGAACAUCUUGACUCCUAUCUACCAACACAAGGGGGAGACUCGGCCUCAGGUCUUUCCCACAUGCCUGGGCUGGAAAUAUUGCAACAUCACCUUGCCCUUCUUGACUCUCAUUACCAGGAGAGCAUCAAUAAUGUACCUGAACAGGAUACAACAGAGUUCCGGUCAUCAAGUCCUCUGGGGCCUGUAUGCUUCCUGCGAGUCCAAGAGAGAUUAUUUGCGGCCAUAGGGAAAAUUCUGAAACUGACUGACCUUGGGGGGACGAGGGCGGGAGGGUGGGGAUAUACCAGAUGGUCAGGGCUCUUGGUGCGGGUGUUCAGGAGUGUCCAGGUCACUGAGAACACUGUUGGGACCAGACAUGGAAAUUAG
Molecule: messenger RNA, 1029 nt
Organism: Tremella mesenterica DSM 1558
Lineage: Eukaryota; Fungi; Basidiomycota; Tremellomycetes; Tremellales; Tremellaceae
Exons: 4
Coding region: 1-1029 (342 amino acids)
Source: RefSeq, a predicted model, not a curated record